This is a messenger RNA of Lolium rigidum, 3137 nucleotides long. RefSeq names its product insulin-degrading enzyme-like 1, peroxisomal. NCBI's taxonomy places the organism in Eukaryota, Viridiplantae, Streptophyta, Magnoliopsida, Poales, Poaceae. Gene Ontology annotation, biological process: peptide catabolic process. The transcript is spliced from 26 exons. Gene Ontology annotation, molecular function: metal ion binding; metalloendopeptidase activity. The record is from RefSeq and is a predicted model, not a curated record. Bases 16 to 2982 code for a protein of 988 amino acids. Gene Ontology annotation, cellular component: mitochondrion; cytosol.
CCGGGCGGCGACGCGAUGGAUUCGAGGCCGCGCGAGGUAGGCUCCCCCAGUGAGGCGGCCGACGGCGCCGCUGCGCCAGCCAUCGCGAUGGUUGAGGUCGAGGUCACCAAGCCCCGCAACGACAAGCGCGGGUACCGCCGCGUGGUGCUCCCCAACGCUCUCGAGUGCCUCCUCAUCAGCGACCCCGACACCGAUAAGGCGGCGGCGUCGAUGAAUGUUUCGGUGGGGUACUUCUGCGACCCCGAUGGGCUGGAGGGGCUCGCUCACUUCCUCGAGCAUAUGCUUUUCUAUGCGAGCGAGAAAUAUCCUAUAGAAGAUAGUUACUCAAAGUACAUUGCUGAGCAUGGUGGUUCGACCAAUGCCUAUACAACUUCUGAACACACAAACUUCUAUUUUGAUGUGAACAAUGACUGCCUGGAUGAUGCUUUAGAUAGGUUUGCACAAUUUUUUAUAAAGCCAUUGAUGUCCCCCGAUGCAACUCUUAGGGAAAUAAAAGCCGUUGACUCUGAAAAUCAGAAAAAUCUAUUGUCAGAUCCAUGGCGAAUGAGUCAGCUCCAGAAGCAUCUUUGCUCGAAUAACCACCCAUACCACAAGUUCAGCACUGGAAAUUGGAACACUUUGGAGGUUAAACCAAAGGAGAAAGGAUUAGACACAAGGCUCGAGCUUAUCAAUUUCUAUGAUUCACACUACUCAGCCAACUUGAUGCAGCUUGUUGUGUAUGGAAAAGAGAGUCUGGACAACAUUCAGACCCUUGUCGAAAGUAAGUUCUGUGAUAUCAAGAAUGUUGGGAGGAAGCAAUUUUCUUUUCCUGGUCAUCCAUGUUCAAGCAAAGAUCUUCAGAUCCUUGUUAAGGUGGUUCCCAUUAAACAAGGUCAUACAUUGCGAGUACUGUGGCCAAUCACUCCAAAUAUUAGGCAUUACAAGGAAGGUCCUUGUAGGUAUGUGAGCCAUCUAAUUGGUCAUGAAGGAGAAGGAUCUCUCUUUUACAUUCUAAAAAAGUUGGGAUGGGCUAUGAGUUUGGAAUCAGGGGAAGGGGACUGGAGUUAUGAGUUCUCUUUCUUCAGUGUUGUUAUACAGCUGACAGAUGUAGGCCAUGAGCACAUGGAGGAUGUCAUUGGAUUGCUGUUCAGAUACAUUACAUUGCUUCAGACCUCUGGAACUCCAAAGUGGAUUUUUGAUGAGCUUCUAGCCAUCUGUGAGACAGGAUUCAACUAUCGAGACAAGAGCCCUCCAAUGAAUUAUGUUGCCAGCAUUUCCUCAAACAUGCAGAUUUUUCCACCAGAAGAUUGGCUGAUUGCGUCAUCUGUACCAUCAAAGUUCUCGCCAGAUGCUAUUCAGAGGGUGCUAAACGAAUUGACUCCAGAUAAUGUUAGAAUAUUCUGGGAAUCAAAAUCAUUUGAAGGGCAAACAAACCUAACAGAACCAUGGUAUGGUACGUCAUAUUGUGUUGAAGCAGUGCCUCCUUCCACUAUGCAGAAAUGGGUAGAAAAGGCUCCCGACGAAGAUUUACACCUGCCAAAACCUAAUAUUUUCAUUCCAACUGAUCUUUCAUUGAAAAAGGUUGAGGAAAAGACAAGUUUCCCUUGCAUGCUGAGGAAAACACCCUUUUCCAGAUUAUGGUACAAGCCCGACACACUGUUUUUCACACCCAAGGUCUACAUCAAGAUGGAUUUCCAUUGUCCUCUGUCCCAUAGCUCUCCUGAAUCAUCAGUUCUUACUGGUGUAUUUACUAGGUUACUGAUGGAUUAUUUGAAUGAUUAUGCUUAUGAUGCUGAAGUUGCUGGCCUGUAUUAUGCUGUUGUGCCAAACGACACUGGUUUUCAGGUUACUAUGGUUGGCUAUAAUGACAAAAUGACAACCCUUUUGGAGACUGUUAUUGGCAAAAUCGCAAAUUUUGAAGUUAAGGUUGACCGUUUUUCUGUGAUAAAGGAAACUAUGGCAAAGGGGUAUGAGAAUUUUAAAUUUCAGCAGCCAUAUCAGCAAGCGAUGUACUAUUGCAGAUUGAUAUUAGAGGAGCAAACUUGGCCAUGGGAUGAAGAACUUGCUGCACUUUCUAAUCUUGAAGCUAGUGAUCUUGAGAAUUUCCUGCCUCAUAUGCUGGCAAAGACAUUUAUAGAGUGCUAUUUUGCAGGGAAUAUUGAACCAAGCGAAGCGAAAAGUGUUGUCCAGCAUAUUGAAGGCACCUUAUUUAAUUCGUCCAUCAGUGUUUGCAAAUCAUUAGCACCAUCACAGCAUCUUACAAAGCGAAUUGUGAAGCUUGAAAGGGGUUUGAAGUAUUAUUAUCCAGCAAUGUGCUUAAAUCACCAGGACGAAAAAAAUUCUUCGCUUCUGCAGUAUAUUCAGAUUCAUCAGGACGAUCUCAAACAAAAUGUCCUACUUCAGUUGCUUGCUCUUGUUGCCAAGCAACCAGCUUUUCACCAAUUACGUUCGGUUGAACAACUUGGCUAUAUAGCACUGCUUAGACAGAGAAAUGAUUCGGGAGUCCGGGGGUUGCAGUUUAUAAUCCAGUCAACUGUGAAGGAUCCAUUCAAUCUAGAUGCCAGGGUUGAAGCUUUCCUCAAGAUGUUUGAAGUCACUCUGCACCAAAUGCCUGAUGCAGAGUUCAAGAGUAAUGUCAAUGCUCUCAUUGACAUGAAACUGGAGAAAUACAAGAAUAUAAGGGAGGAAUCAGCAUUCUUUUGGGGGGAGAUUUCUGAAGGAACACUGAAAUUUGAUAGAAAGGAAGCAGAGGUUGCUGCGCUGCGGGAGCUUAAGAAGGAAGAGCUCAUAGAGUUCUUCGAUAAUCAUGUCAAGGUUGGCGCACCAGAAAAGAAGAUCCUUAGCAUACAAGUCUACGGUUGUCUUCAUUCCUCCGAUUACGAAAAGAUACUUCAUGAUGCUCCACCACCUCAUUGGCAUGGAAUAACUGAUAUAUUCAGCUUCAGGAGGUCGAGACCUUUAUAUGGUUCAUUCAAAGGAGGUGCUGGCCAAAUGAAACUAUAGGACAACUUUGUUUGGAGUCAUCUUUACAUGUAACUUGUAAUUUUCCUAAAGAAAAUAUUCAGUGGGAGAAAUGUUGUUGCCUUUGGCUAGCGUGAAUACAUUUCAUAACAACUCUAGCAAUAUCAAUUUGACAUUUUAUAGUUAAUGUUUUUUUU